CUUUAUGAAUAAAAUUUAAUUUCAUUUAGUAUUGUUAAUAUUCAUAUUUGUCGAGCACAGGUUUUAUAAACAGACAACAUAAAUAAGUUUACAGCAAAAAAAUAAUUUUAAGAUGUCAGCUUUUUCCAGACAGUGUCUGUAGUUAUCAGUACCUGCCCCUUUCAUGAAGUAAAUGUGUGAGUGACAGAGAAGCAGCCAAUAGAAGCAUUGCAGCUCAUCCUGUAACAGUAUGGCAGGAAGCACCAUAUGCACUUCUGUUUCUGUGGUCCUCAUUAUCAGACUGCAGACAUCAAGACUGUUAGUUCAUCUCUGCACAUCUGAAGACAUCACCUCAGUAAAAAGGGGGGGAAGCAGCCUUGAAGUUUACGUGGUUGGAAGAGCCAUCACUGAGAUAUCACCAUGUCAGGAGAGAACGUCACAGAGAACACCACAAUGUACGAUUACAGCAGUUACUUUACUGACUACGAAGACUACGGUCCUAAAAACUAUAGUGAUGUAAGGAAGUUCAUCCAAGUGUUUCUGGCCACACUCUACAGUUUGGUUUUCAUCCUGGGAUUCAUAGGUAAUGCACUAGUGGUGUGUGUCCUGGUGAAGCACCGCAAUCAGAGCAACUUGACAGACAUCUGCCUCUUCAACCUGGCUCUCUCUGACCUCCUCUUCGUCUUCACGCUGCCUUUCUACUCUCACUAUGCCAGGGUGGGCCAGUGGACUUUUGGAGACUUCAUGUGCCGUUUAAUCUCCGGCUCUCACCAGACUGGCUUCUUCAGCAGCAUCUUCUUCAUGGUCGCCAUGACGCUGGACCGCUACAUGAUCAUCGUGCACGCUCACAGGGUUGCUCGUUAUCGUACGAUGAGGGCAGCCAUCAUUCUGACUGUGCUCGUUUGGAUGCUGAGCUUGUUUGUGUCUCUGCCGGAUUUUAUCUUCAUAGAGGAAACAGAAGAUUCCCACGGGUUGGAGUGUGACUAUCCCCAGGAGAGCAAAGUCUGGGAGCGCUAUGACCUGUUCACAAUAAAUGUGCUGGGUCUCGUGAUUCCCUUGUUGGUGAUGGUAGGUUGCUACUCCAGGAUCAUCCCCACGCUGGUGACCAUGAGGACCACAAAGAAGCACCGCAUAGUCAAGUUGAUCAUCUGUAUAGUGGUUGUAUUUUUCUUUCUCUGGGCCCCAUACAACAUUUCCCGUUUCUUGAAAUAUCUCCAGGAAAGAAAAAUAAUCCCAAGCGAUCACACCUGGUACAAAAAUGUAAGGAUGUCAGUAACAGUGACCCAGGCCUUUGCUUACACGCACUGCUGCCUGAACCCCAUCAUAUAUGCUUUUGUGGGAGAGAAGUUUAUGAGAAGAGCCUUGCAGCUGCUGAAAAAGUUGGUGCCUGGUUACGGCCGAGAUUUGUCUGACAGCACAUUCGGAAGAAGCACAGUCAUGUCCAGGUCCUCUGAAGUCACCUCCACUUUCAUCAUGUAAAAGGUGGAGGGCGGUUGUAAUUAGUUUGGCAUCAAUGUUUCACCCUGUUAUUAUUGCAGACCUUGUCUUAUUCAUGUUGCAGUGAUGUGUUUUGUUCAUUUGGUCACUUCUUUUUACAUCAUCAAAGCCCCUUUGAAGUGGAAUAUUUUUUUUU
This is a messenger RNA of Archocentrus centrarchus (flier cichlid), 1612 nucleotides long. Its product is annotated as C-C chemokine receptor type 2-like. Gene Ontology annotation, biological process: positive regulation of cytosolic calcium ion concentration; G protein-coupled receptor signaling pathway; immune response. Gene Ontology annotation, cellular component: membrane; external side of plasma membrane. Lineage: Eukaryota; Metazoa; Chordata; Actinopteri; Cichliformes; Cichlidae. The coding region runs from base 400 to 1458 and encodes 352 amino acids. The record is from RefSeq and is a predicted model, not a curated record. The transcript has 5 exons. Gene Ontology annotation, molecular function: C-C chemokine receptor activity; C-C chemokine binding.